This is a messenger RNA of Oenanthe melanoleuca, 3281 nucleotides long. RefSeq names its product polypeptide N-acetylgalactosaminyltransferase 5 (gene GALNT5). Bases 6 to 3047 code for a protein of 1013 amino acids. NCBI's taxonomy places the organism in Eukaryota, Metazoa, Chordata, Aves, Passeriformes, Muscicapidae. The record is from RefSeq and is a predicted model, not a curated record. The transcript is spliced from 10 exons. Gene Ontology annotation, cellular component: Golgi apparatus.
UGGGGAUGGGGUUGGGACUGGGGCGGACGCGGCCCCGGCGCGGUCCCGAGGCUCCGGCGAAGGCAGCGGGGGAGCCGGGAGAGGCCCCGGCCGGGCUCGGGGCUCCGGGACCAUCACCGGGAGCGGCCCCCGCCGGGCUCGGGGCACCGGGACCGUCACCGGGAGCGGCCCCGGCCGGGCUCGGCGCUCCGGGACCGUCACCGGGAGCGGCCCCCGCCGGGCUCGGGGCUCCGGGACCGUCACCGGGAGCGGCCCCCGCCGGGCUCGGGGCUCCGGGACCGUCACCGGGAGCGGCCCCCGCCGGGCUCGGGGCACCGGGACCGUCACCGGGAGCGGCCCCCGCCGGGCUCGGCGCUCCGGGACCAUCGCCGCCCCCCCGGCAGCCCCCGAGCUCGGCGCUGCCCGGAUUCGCCGCCCCCGGGAACGAGCAGCGUCCCCCCGGCCCGGCAGCAGAGGAAACGAACACGGGACAGAAAGAAACUUCCUCCAAAACUCGCUUCGUCCUCAUCAGCAAAGAGGGGAUGAACUCCGCCGGGCCCGCAGCCCCCCGCCCUGGACCCCACGCUGCCGGGAACGCCACGAGGAGACGUGGGAGGCACAAAGAACUCGGUGACAAGGGCAGUGACACUGCCCACGCUGCCACUGCUGGGGCCACAGCCGUGGGUGGCCGGAGCCGGACGCUGGGUGCGACACCAGGAGCAGCUCCUGGAGCGGCUGGCACUGGGCAGGAUGGGCAGGAGAGAGGGGGAGCAGCUCCUGCAGUGACUGGCACUGGGCAGGAUGGGCAGGGGCAGGCAGGGGCAGCUCCUGGAUUAGCUGGCACUGGUCAGGAUGGGCAGGGGCAGGCAGGGGCAGCUCCUGGAGCAGCUGGAAUCGGCCAGGAUGGGCAGGGGCAGGCAGGGGCAGCUCCUGAAGCAGCUGGAAUCGGCCAGGAUGGGCAGGGGCAGGCAGGGGCAGCUCCUGGAGCAGCUGGAAUCGGCCAGGAUGGGCAGGAGCAGGCAGGAGCAGCUCCUGGAGUGACUGGCACUGGUCAGGAUGGGCAGGGGCAGGCAGGGACAGCUCCUGCAGUGACUGGCACUGGUCAGGAUGGGCAGGAGCAGGCAGGGGCAGCUCCUGGAGCAGCUGGAAUUGGCCAGGAUGGGCAGGAGCAGGCAGGGGCGGCUCCUGGAUUAGCUGGCACUGGUCAGGAUGGGCAGGAGCAGGCAGGGGCAACUCCUGGAUUAGCUGGCACUGGUCAGGAUGAGCAGGAGCAGGCAGGAGCAGCUCCUGCAGUGACUGGCACCAGGCAGGAUGGGCAGGAGCAGGCAGGGACAGCUCCUGGAGCAGCUGGAAUUGGCCAGGAUGGACAGGAGCAGGCAGGAGCAGCUCCUGGAUUAGCUGGCACUGGUCAGGAUGGGCAGGAGCAGGCAAGGGCAGCUCCUGGAGCAGCUGGAAUUGGCCAGGAUGGACAGGAGCAGGCAGGGAGCAGCCCAGGGAUGCACAGAGUCCUGUCCUUGGAUGUAACUCUCGCCCCAAGAGACCCUCGAGCUCCUGGCCAGUUUGGACAACCUGUUGCUGUCCCUGCUGAUAAACAAGAAGAAGCAAAAAGCAGAUGGAAAGAAGGAAACUUUAAUGUCUACCUCAGCGACCUGAUCCCUGUGGACAGAGCCAUCCCAGACACCAGGCCAGCCGGGUGCUCUGAGCAGCAGGUGCACGACGAGCUGCCCAGCACCAGCGUCAUCAUGUGCUUUGUGGACGAGGCGUGGUCGGCGCUGCUGCGCUCGGUGCACAGCGUCCUCGGCCGCUCGCCCCCGCGCCUCCUCGAGGAGAUCAUCCUGGUGGAUGACUGCAGCACCAAGGAGUACCUGAAGGAGCAGCUGGACUCGUACAUGUCGCAGUUCCCCAAGGUGAAGGUCCUGCACCUCCGGGAGCGGCACGGGCUGAUCCGGGCCAGGCUGGCGGGAGCUGAGAUGGCCAAAGGUGCUGUCCUGACCUUCCUGGACUCGCACGUGGAGUGCAACGUGGGGUGGCUGGAGCCGCUGCUGGACAGGAUCCGCCUGCGCCGCACCAAGGUGGCCUGUCCUGUCAUCGAGGUCAUCAGCGACAGGGACAUGAGUUACAUGACCGUGGACAACUUCCAGCGCGGGAUUUUUACCUGGCCAAUGAAUUUUGGAUGGAAACAGAUUCCUCAAGAGGUCAUCGAGAAAAAUAAAAUGAAGGAGACUGAUAUAAUAAGGUGCCCCGUCAUGGCAGGUGGCCUGUUCUCCAUCGAGAAGAAGUAUUUUUCUGAGUUGGGAAUGUACGACCCGGGACUGGAUGUCUGGGGAGGGGAAAAUAUGGAGAUUUCAUUCAAGGUCUGGAUGUGCGGCGGAGAGAUCGAGAUCGUGCCGUGCUCCAGGGUGGGGCACAUUUUCAGGAACGACAAUCCCUAUUCCUUCCCCAAAGACCGGGUGAGGACGGUGGAGAGGAACCUGGCGCGCGUGGCCGAGGUGUGGCUGGACGAGUACAAGGAGCUGUUCUACGGGCACGCUCCGCAGCUGCUGCGGGGCGGCGCGGCCGCGGGCGAGCUGGGCCCGCAGCGGGAGCUGCGCCGGCGGCUGCGCUGCCGAACCUUCGGCUGGUACCUGCGCAACGUGUACCCCGACCUGCGGGCGCCCCUGGUCAGGGCCAGCGGGCUGCUGGUUAACGAGGCCCUGGCAGGGUGCAUCGCUGUGGAAGGCACCACCCUGGCUUUUGAGGAGUGCGAUGUCAACAGCACGCACCAGCAGUUCAACUACACCUGGCUGCGGCUGGUGCAGCACGGGGAGCUGUGCCUGGCCCCCGCUGGAGUGCUGGGGGCCGUGGGGCUGCGCCGCUGCCGGGGCACGAGCCGCAGCCAGGGCUGGCUGCACGGGUCCCUGGCCGCCGGCCACCGGGGGCUGACCCAGCACCUGCUCUCGGAGCAGCCGCGGCUCCCGCAGCCGGCGUGCCUGGCCGUGCACCCCUCGUUCCGAGCGCUGCGGGUGGCAGCCUGUGACCCCGCCAGCCCCCACCAGAAGUGGCGAUUCGGCUCCUACCACGCGGACUGAGGGCAGCCCAGCUGUGCCAGCGCUGCCCCGGGGUCACCAGGCCAGUCCUGAGGCUGGCACAGCUCCAGGUGAGAGCUGCAGCGCGUGGUUUGACACCAGCACAGCGAGGCUGAGAGCACCCAGAGCACCCCUGAGCCGUGGCACUGCCUGGACAGAUCUCAUCAGCUUCCCUCGCCACAGCAGACUUUGGGAAAUACUCGUUUUCUGUAUUAUUAAAUGGAAAUAUUUUUUGAA